ACAAAUUUUAUGUUUGUAAAAUGUUAGGUUAGACAUGUUAAAGUUGCACGUUGAUUUUGUUUAGUAUUGAAAUAUUUUACAACUCAUUAAUUAAAAUUGCAAAUAAAUUAAACAAAAUGACUAAUACCGAAGAGUUACUUUACGAAUUUUUAUUAAUACCAAGAACAUAUGAAGAGGAAACUGAAAAAUUAGAAGCCGAAACCAAAAACUUUAACCAAUUGUUAACUUGUAAUGAAAACUGGAAUAAUUUUUUCGAACAUUCAUUCGAUAAUACCCAAAUAAAAACAUUUUUUAAUAAUAUAGACGAAGAAGAAAAACAGAAUUAUUUCAAAUUCGGUUUAGCGUGUAUUACCUAUUUCGUACAAGGUAAUUUUACAGGACCGAAUCUGCCCAAAGAAAUCGAUAAUUAUUUUAAUUCCCACAAAUUCGAAACGUCUAAAUUUUCAAAGUUAUUAUCGGUUAACAACGAAGACAUUAAUAUUAAUACAAAAUAUCCUGUUUUACUAGUAACAGCAAAAUUAAUUUUUGAGCAUUGUGUUAUUAAUGAAACAGUUAACGAUUGGUGGAAUUGGAGAGUUAUUUGGGUACAUCAACAAAUUUUGGAAGACUUAAGCCCUUCUUUACUUUCCGAAGCUGAUAGAUUAUAUAAACAAUUCCACAUCAAUCCCGAAUUAAAUAAAUAUAUAAAAUCCGCGUUAGAUGUCGAAGUGGCUCAACUAUAUCUCACUUUUAGACAAAUUUCAAGAGCUAAAGAACACAUUUUAAUGGCUCUGGAAAUGUUAGGAAUCCGAUACGACCUAUUAGGCGCCCUUGGUAAAAGAACACGAUAUCAAGAAAAAGAAUUAGCACAGUUAGCUUUAAAAGUAACUGUUGAAGAAGAAAGGGAAGAAGAUGAGACCAUAAAUAUAGAAGAAAACGAUCUUCCAAAAGAUAUUCCAAUAGGAGACGACGUUCUUUUAAAUUCAAUCGAUUUUUUAGAAGAUUUAGGUAUAAAAAGUAAAUUAGGACGUUUGGAACAAAAACUUUUUGUUACUAUUGUUAGUGAUAUGAUAAUAUCUAAACCGCAAGAUGGAUUACAGAAAGAACAAAUGAUGCCUUUUAUAGAUCUUGUACUAAGUCAAAAAAACACGUUUACCAUUAAAAUAGCCUGUUUAUUGAUGAGAUGUAAAUUAGAAACUAAAAAUAGUAAAAUUUUAGAACGGGCAUUAAAACAAAGCGAAGAAAUAUUACAAUGUUUAAAUAAAGAAAAACCUUCACCUUUAUCAAGAAUAAUCGACGCUUUUGGAACCGGUAUGCCUCCAAUAUGGAAAAUCGAAAUGCAAUAUGCUAAUAUUUUGAUAAGUUUGGGGUUGGUGAGGAGCGCUUUGAUUACUUAUACGAAAUUGAAGCUUUGGGAAGAAGUAAUAAUUUGUUACACCUUUUUACAACUAAAACAUAAAGCCGCCGAAGUUAUACAAGAACAAAUUGAUCAAAAUCCAACCCCAAAACUAUUUUGUUUAUUAGGAGACGCUACUGAUGACGUAUCCUGUUACGAGAAGGCUUGGGAAUUAUCAAAACGACGCAGCCAUAGAGCGCAACGUCAUUGGGGGAAGUAUCUUUUCUCCCAUAAAAAAUAUGAAGAAUGCAUCCCCCAUUUUGAAAAAGCCUUGAGUAUCAACCCUCUGCACCCUCCGACGUGGUUCAGAUUAGGCUACGCGGCUCUUAAAAUAGAAAAUUGGCAAACGGCAGCGACCGCUUACAGGCGGUACACGUGCUUCGAACCGGAAUGUUUCAUAGCGUGGAAUAACCUAGCGCAAGCGUGCAUAAAAAUUGGUAACAAAAGGGGCGCCCAUCAGGCGAUUCUGGAAGCACUGAAAUGCAACUACGAUAAUUGGAAAGUUUGGGAAAAUUUGUUGGUGAUCAGUUGCGAUAUUUCGAAUUUUUCUGAAGUCAUCAGGGCUUACCACAGAUUAUUGGAUCUCCAAGAAAAAUAUUUGAACGUCGAAGUGUUGAACGUUUUGGUUUAUAACGUUUGUAACGAUAUAAACGAUUCCGAGGGUCAGACGGCGCAUCGGUUCUUACAGAAAACUAGGGAAUUAUUGGGGAGGGUUACUUCCUUGUACCCCACCGAAGGGUAUAUUUGGGAGCUUUAUGCUAACUUGUCCCCGUCGAUUCUUCUCAAAGCUCAACGGUUGCAGCGAGCUUAUAGGGGGUACACUCAAGGUUCCUGGGAUAAGAAUCCUACGACGUGUCAACAAGUUUUGUAUGUUUGCGUUAAGUUGGCGGAAAUUGUGUUGGAUGACGAUAUAGAUCCUCGAGAUACUAUUGUUAAUUCUGUUAAGUUGAAUCUGAGUUCUGCUAUUACGGCUGUUAAGAAGCAGGAUUUUGAGGAGACGCGCGAUUUGGUGGGACAAGUUUCGGUGCAUUUGGAUAAAAUCGUUCAAAAAUUGAAAAACGACGGUGCUAAAAGUAACAGUUAGGUUUCAAACGUUUCAUUUUUUUAAUAAAAAUAGAAAAA
Messenger RNA from Diorhabda sublineata, 2497 nucleotides. RefSeq names its product tetratricopeptide repeat protein 27. The transcript is spliced from 3 exons. Bases 117 to 2459 code for a protein of 780 amino acids. The record is from RefSeq and is a predicted model, not a curated record. NCBI's taxonomy places the organism in Eukaryota, Metazoa, Arthropoda, Insecta, Coleoptera, Chrysomelidae. Gene Ontology annotation, molecular function: protein binding.